Molecule: messenger RNA, 795 nt
Organism: Fonsecaea erecta
Lineage: Eukaryota; Fungi; Ascomycota; Eurotiomycetes; Chaetothyriales; Herpotrichiellaceae
Exons: 1
Coding region: 1-795 (264 amino acids)
Biological process (GO): mitochondrial protein processing; mitochondrial proton-transporting ATP synthase complex assembly
Cellular component (GO): extrinsic component of mitochondrial inner membrane
Molecular function (GO): metalloendopeptidase activity
Source: RefSeq, a predicted model, not a curated record
AUGGCUGAUUCCUCCUCCUCCUCCUCCUCCUCCUCCUCCUCCUCUGCUCUCUCUGAGCAAGAUGGAUCAGACUUCCUUCCCAGCAAUACUUGGUGGAAUCGCUCCGCCAACUUCUUCCGCAUGGUCACCGGUCGCAUGUCCCCCGGCGGCGCCCAAAAGUACUGGGCUGAUGCAGACGACCGAUAUAGUGCAUUCGAUUGCAAACGCUGUGAAGAGAGCCGGGAUUAUUUGUUAAAAUACUCUCCUAUAAUCCGGUUCAUGAACGAGAACAUCCAGAAACUCGGCGGCGAACUGGGACCGCACAAUAUUCAUUGCAGGACGUGUAAAGGCGACGAGGAGGCCAUGCAAGGUGGCUUUGAUCAUAAAUAUGGAAUUAAGAUAUGUGCAAAUUACGUGCAGGAGCGGUCGGUCCUGGAGGAUGUCCUGGCACAUGAAAUGGUGCACGCCUAUGACCAUCUGCGCUUCAGGACGGAUUUGACCCUAGAGGAUGAUCUGAGGCACGCGGCGUGCUCAGAGGUUAGUCGCCGCCAAGCGGGCAAGAUAUUUCCAGCUUACCAACUCGCGCAGAUUCGGGCCAGUAAUCUCAGCGGCGAAUGUCGCUGGGCCAACGAGUUCUUCCGCAACAAGAUCCUUUCUUUUACGAACCAUCACCAGGACUGCGUUCGACGAAGAGCGAUCAUCUCGGUCAUGGGUCGCCCCAACUGCAAAGACGACGUGCAGGCCGUCAAAGUGGUCAAUGAGGUGUGGGACAGCUGUUUUCGGGACACAAGACCGUUCGAUGAGAUAUACCGGUGA